This is a messenger RNA of Ambispora gerdemannii, 558 nucleotides long. NCBI's taxonomy places the organism in Eukaryota, Fungi, Glomeromycota, Glomeromycetes, Archaeosporales, Ambisporaceae. The record is from the annotation of a GenBank genome assembly.
AUGAAUACUACAGACAUUAGCACCAAUAACUCGACAACUGUGUAUAAUUCUUCGAAUGGAUUAACUAAAUAUGAUAAAUUAGUAAUCAUACAUGGCGUACUAUUAUCCGUUCCUUUUCUCCUCGUAACUCCAAUCGCAAUUGGCAUCGUUCGUUUUGGGAAAACAAGAUUACCAAACUUUUGGUUCCGUCUUCAUUGGUCUCUUCAACUAUUAAUUGCCACACCUUUAGUAAUCGGAGGAUUCGUAAUUGCUCAUUUCAUACAAAAUGAAUCUAAUAGGAUAAAAAAUUGGGCAUUAGAUCCUCAUUCGAUAUUCGGCCAUAUUGCUGGGAUUGGAUUUUUACUUGAAACUGUUCUUGGAUGGAUUCACCAUAAACUGUGGAAACCAGACCGUGGAAAUGUUGCAUGGUGGACAAAAUUACAUAGAAUUUGGGGAUAUAUUGUAUGCUUUUCGGCAUUCAUUAGUAUCGGAUUCGGUCUUAGAUUGUACGAAGUUCCGGUUGCGUGUAAUACCUCGUCGAAACCGCAACAGGAAAGUGAGCAAGACGCAAAGGAAUAA